Molecule: messenger RNA, 1072 nt
Organism: Cyprinus carpio (common carp)
Lineage: Eukaryota; Metazoa; Chordata; Actinopteri; Cypriniformes; Cyprinidae
Product: NADPH--cytochrome P450 reductase-like
Exons: 8
Coding region: 423-920 (165 amino acids)
Biological process (GO): response to hormone
Cellular component (GO): cytosol
Molecular function (GO): flavin adenine dinucleotide binding; FMN binding; NADPH-hemoprotein reductase activity
Source: RefSeq, a predicted model, not a curated record
GACCGCAGUCAUUCGCCCCCUUCAAAACCAGCGCCGCUGUCAUUUAAGAAACCAUUGCUACGGCUACAGGACUGUUCUGUUUCAUGCUGUGUUUGCAUGGCUUUUUCUCUGGGAUCGUGAGAGGAUGAAGGACCUCUCUCGAGUCUUGUGUUUGUUGACAUGAGUUUUUUGGCUUGCUUGACGCGUGGGAGUCCUGCUUUGUGGCGUCCAGAUGUUGCCGGUGCACGUGUUUGAGAGCGUGGGGGAUAUAGGCUGUCUGUUGACAUGAUGCUUCACCGUGUCAAUACUUGUCUCCAUCUGCAGCCCUUUCCUGAUGGAGGAGGGACGCUGUAAGAGCCUCUGCUUUCCUCUGGAAACACACAGUCACAUUCAAGCUCUCCUUCAGUGCUCAAACAACCAGGGAAACCAGCUUUAUUGACAAAAUGAAGAAAACGGGUAAGAACAUCGUGGUGUUUUACGGCUCACAGACGGGCACGGCUGAAGAGUUUUCCAACAGACUUGCAAAAGAUGCUCAUCGCUACGGCAUGAAGGGAAUGUCAGCGGACCCAGAGGAAUAUAAUAUGAGUGAGCUGUCCCGUCUGCCUGAGAUUGAGAACUCUCUGGCAAUCUUCUGCAUGGCCACAUAUGGAGAGGGCGACCCGACUGAUAACUCUCAGGACUUCUAUGACUGGUUACAGGAGGGUGAUGCCGACUUCACUGGAGUUAAAUAUACAGUGUUUGCACUGGGAAAUAAGACAUACGAACACUACAACGCGAUGGGGAAGUAUGUGGACCAGAGACUGGCUGAGCUGGGAGCCCAGAGGAUCUUUGACCUGGGAAUGGGAGACGAUGAUGGGAAUCUCGAGGAGGAUUUCGUGUCGUGGAGAGAGCAGUUCUGGCCGGCUGUGUGUGAACACUUUGGAGUCGAAGCAACGGGGUGAAGAAUCCAGCAUCCGUCAGUACGAGCUGAAGGUACACAGCGAUCUGAACAUGAAUAAGAUCUACACUGGAGAGCUGGGCCGCCUCAAGAGCUUCGAGAACCAGAAGCCGCCUUUCGAUUCGAAGAACCCUUUCCUGGCUCCGGUCACUGUGA